Molecule: messenger RNA, 609 nt
Organism: Perkinsus marinus ATCC 50983
Lineage: Eukaryota; Perkinsozoa; Perkinsida; Perkinsidae
Product: EBNA1 binding protein 2, putative
Exons: 5
Coding region: 1-609 (202 amino acids)
Biological process (GO): ribosomal large subunit biogenesis; rRNA processing
Cellular component (GO): preribosome, large subunit precursor; nuclear periphery; nucleolus
Source: RefSeq, a predicted model, not a curated record
AUGGGCAUCGAGGCAAACCGCCCUGACGACUUCUAUGCUGAGAUGCUCAAAACUGAUCAACAGAUGGGCAAGAUCCGAGAGAACCUCGCUGAUCAACAGAAGCGCAUUGAAAUCGUGGAGGACAGGAAGCGGAAACAGGCCGAGAAAAAGUUUGGGAAGAAGAUGCAGGUGGCAGCAGCUCAGGCCCGUGCUGCUCAGAAACGUGAGAAUUUGGCAGAGAUCGAGAAGUGGAAAGAGGCCAAGGGGGAAGAUGAAUCCGCCAGUGUUGGAAAGACUUUGGAAAAGGUCUCCAAGAAGGGCGCUCAGCGGUCGGCUGAGAUGGAAGGUGCUAGUCACGGCAAGGGAGGGAAGGGUGGCAAGGCUGGCAAGGGUGGCAAGGGUGGCAAGGGAAGAGUGAAUAAGAAACGCGUUGCUAAGGACAAGAAAUACGGCCAGGGUGGGCCUAAACGAGUGUUGAAGAACAACUCAGCCGACAGUUGCCGUGACGUCUCUUCUUUUAACGCCUCUAAGCAUUCCCCCAUGGGUAAGGGGAAAGGGAAGGGGAAAGGAAAGGGUGUUAGGAAGCCUAUCAAGAAGGGCGCUGCUGCUGCUGCUGCUGGAAAACGCUGA